CGUUUGUGUACAUUCUCUGUUUUGUUAGCUGGUAUUACCUGCAGAGAUCCUGGUACCACGGGGUCUCCUCCGCUCCGGACCGGACCGACAAACAUCCCAGGACCACCACCGACCAAAGGACCAGCUUCAGCGGGGAGCAUCGUUGUUGGUGCUGUCCCUAUCAAUGCAACACAGGGGGAUACCAGUCCUGCAACAGACAAUGCUACAGUCACUACGAUGCUAGAUGUGCAAAAACAAGUCAUCCAGAAUACGACUCACCAUGCAGCAGGUGUGGUGGUUUCAAUGCUAGAGCCACAGCGAUCCAGUGCAGAAACUCUAGAAGAGCUUGAAGAACACAUGGUUGUCCAAGAGGGAGAUAUUUUGAUACCGGAGGACAGGAAUGCCGUGCAAAACCUGUGGUCAGACGCCGUCGUGCCGUACACCAUCAGUCAUGAACUCACUGAUCGAGCGUUUAACAUCCACGCUGCCUUCAAGAUGAUCUCAGACGUCACCUGCAUUCGCUUCAGGCCCCGCACCACCGAGCUGAACUACGUCAAGUUCGGCAACGGUAAAGGCUGUGCGUCCUUCGUUGGAUGUCGAGGAGGAGCCCAGCCGCUGUAUUACGGCCCCUGGUGCUCUGUGGGUAGUGUCUGCCAUGAGAUCCUCCACUCUCUGGGUCUCCACCACGAACACACCCGCCCGGACCGCGACCAGUACAUCUCUGUGGCGUGGAGCAGCAUCAUACCAGCGAGACGAAACAACUUCAAGGUGAAACGUGGAGACACCCAGAACCUGCCGUAUGACCUCAACUCCAUCAUGCACUACGGACAGUAUUUUUUCAGUGUGGAUGGCAGUCCGACAGUGUUGUCUAAGCAGAGCGGGGUGCAGAUGGGUCAGAGGUCACACCUCAGCCAGCUGGACGUACUGAGGCUGAACUCCCUCUACCACUGUGACGAGCGGAGGAAGGACGCACUGACCGUGAGAUUAAUAAACAUUUAAAAACUC
Molecule: messenger RNA, 984 nt
Organism: Eleginops maclovinus (Patagonian blennie)
Lineage: Eukaryota; Metazoa; Chordata; Actinopteri; Perciformes; Eleginopidae
Product: hatching enzyme 1.2-like
Exons: 12
Coding region: 217-978 (253 amino acids)
Biological process (GO): proteolysis
Molecular function (GO): metalloendopeptidase activity; zinc ion binding
Source: RefSeq, a predicted model, not a curated record